GCUCUGAGCCCCAUUGGCUGUCCCGACUGCCGAGGCUGGCAGGCAGUGGCGACAGGGAAGAGCGGGGCGACGGAGCUUAUCGGUGGAAGGACCGAAGGAACAUCACGAACUGUGAUAGAAACUAGGGGAAUAUACAUUCUUGUUGGAGUUUUCGGGUUUCCCGGGCGGACCGAAACAUCGUCGACGCUCAGUGUUGGCUGGAAGUUUUCGAGGCGACCUGUGAUGUGGUGACGCGACUCCCAGCGAAUCCAUGGGAAGCUAACGUUAGCCGACGAGCUAACGUUACUUAUAGAUUUACCAUUUCAGUAGCGCAACGCACUUUUUAUAGUUUUCAAAUAUGUAAGAUGGGUAUCUAUGAGAUAUUUUAUCAUGUUGACUACUUUUAUAUAUGGUUUGGAGCGUAUGCACUGAUAAGCAACUAACGUUAUCUUAUCUAAGUAGUUGGUGUAUGAAAGUAGCAGGAGUUAGCUACCUAGCGGGCUAGUGGCUAACGUUGGCUAGCGGUCGACUGUAAACUGAGUUCAAGCCAAAGAAUUCUGGUUCAAAUUAGCUAGCGCUAGCGGGGCUGGGGUUGUUUCCACGUCACCCAGCUGCAUCAACACACGUCUACCUGUUGUGAAAUGACUUGGAACUUUUUCAUGGCUGUUUACGUUAAAAAGCAAACAUAGACACUUUUCCUGCCAAAAUCCAGAUAUGCAAUCAACGAAACCACCAGCUUAUUUAAUGCUAGCUUGCUAACGCAGAGUUAGCCGACCUAACUUGGAAUACUGCCCCCCCCCCCCCUCCGCUCACUUUAUGUGGGGUUUUCUUUGAGGCCUUUGGGGAAUAUAUCCGUUUUCCGCAACAGGACCAGCAGCUUCACAGCCUUAAUGCACCCCCGCGUAUGGAUGGAGUGAAUCUGGAUUUGUUUGAAUCCUGAAAAGACUGUCAAACAGUCGGAGUAUCUGGACUCUGUUGACAUUUAUCUGGGCUCCAAACAAACGUGGAUUUCGAAGGCAUUUGGAUUAACGUUAUUUAGUAAAGAUGAUGUGCGAGGUGAUGCCCACCAUCAGCGAGGCUGAAGGGCCUGGCGGGGGUGGUGGUACCGGUCGUCGGGGCUCUGGCUCCCCACUGCAGUCGGACUCAGAGGGCCACUUUGAGUCACUGAUGGUGUCCAUGCUGGAGGAGAGAGAUCGUCUUCUGGAGACACUAAGAGAGACUCAGGAGAACCUGGGGUUGACUCAGGGCAAACUCCAUGAAGUUAGCCAUGAAAGGGACUCGUUGCAGAGACAACUUAACACUGCUUUGCCACAGGAGUUUGCAGCACUAACAAAGGAGGUGAACGUAUGCCGGGAACAGCUUCUGGAGAAGGAGGAGGAGAUUUCAGAACUGAAGGCUGAGAGGAACAACACACGGCUCCUGUUGGAACACCUAGAGUGCCUGGUGUCGCGGCACGAGCGUAGCCUGAGGAUGACGGUGGUGAAGAGACAGGCUCAGUCUCCGGCAGGCGUGUCAAGUGAAGUCGAGGUCCUUAAAGCCCUAAAGUCACUUUUUGAACACCACAAAGCCCUAGACGAAAAGGUAAGAGAGCGACUACGCGUUGCCCUGGAAAGAUGCAGUGCAUUGGAGGAACAACUCACCAUCUCACACAAAGAACUGGCAUACCUCAGGGAGCAGAGCGGCCAGAAGAGAGGCCUGGCAGAUGGAACCAGUGAGGUGAACCACAACUCUGAAAACGCACCGAGCACUAAUGGCAAGCGGUCGUCCGAUGGUUCACUGAGUCAGGAGGAUGAGUCGGGCCUGGGGUUUGGGAAGGUCGGUGAGCUGCAGGAGGUGGUGGACCGCCAGGCAGCAGAUCUAGGCCAGAUGAAGGAGCGUAUGGUGACUAUGGCAUCUCGCAUCAGCGAACUGGAGGAAGACCUUGACACGGCUCGAAAGGACCUCAUCAAGUCUGAAGACAUGAACACUCGGUUACAGAGAGACCUCAGAGAGUCAAUGGCUCAGAAAGAAGACAUGGAGGAGAGGAUCACCACUUUGGAGAAACGCUACCUGGCAGCACAGCGGGAGGCCACCUCUGUCCAUGACCUCAAUGACAAGCUGGAGAAUGAAGUUGCCAACAAGGACUCCCUCUACCGACAGAGUGAAGACAGAAACCGACAACUUCAGGAGAAGUUGGAACUGGCUGAGCAGAAGCUGCAGCAGACCCUUCGCAAGGCAGAGACUCUGCCUGAGGUGGAGGCAGAGCUGGCACAAAGGGUGGCUGCUCUUACGAAGGCAGAGGAACGCCAUGGCAACGUUGAGGAGCGACUGCGGCAGAUGGAGGCCCAGCUGGAGGAGAAGAACCAGGAGUUACUUAGAGCCCGGCAGAGAGAAAAGAUGAACGAGGAGCACAACAAGCGUCUGUCUGAGACGGUGGACAAGCUCCUGUCAGAGUCCAAUGAGCGACUGCAACUUCACCUCAAAGAGAGGAUGUCUGCUCUCGAGGACAAGAAUGCCCUAAUCAGGGAACUAGAGCACACCAAGAAGCUGAUCGAGGAAUCUCACCACGAGAAGGAGCAGCUCCUGAUCCAGAUAGAGACUAUGAGGGCAGAGAGCGAGCACGGUAGGAGCAGGAGCAACUCCUUACUACACGGACGGUCUCAGCUGGGCAGCACCCCAGAUUUCAGAUAUCCUGUGUCGGCUUCCUCAAUGAUGGACAGUAAUUCGGACCAUUAUGGCAGCGCUCUUGUACUAAGACGGCCGCAGAAGGGGCGGGUUGCAGCUCUGCGGGGCGAGCCAUCCAAGGUACAGACCUUGAACGAGCAGGAGUGGGAGCGCAUGCAGCAGGCCAACGUCCUGGCAAAUGUGGCCCAGGCGUUUGAGAGUGACAUGGAUGCUUCAGACUUGGAGGAGGACCGGGAGACUAUUUUCAGCUCGGUAGACUUGUUGUCCCCCGGUGGCCAGGCGGAUGCACAGACCCUUGCCCUUAUGUUGCAGGAGCAGCUUGAUGCUAUCAACAAUGAAAUUAGGAUGAUCCAAGAGGAGAAGGAGAGCACAGCCAUCCGGGCAGAGGAGAUUGAGUGCCGGGUGGGCAGUGGCGACAGCCUAGGAGGACGUUUCCGCUCCAUGAGCUCCAUCCCUCCAUCGCUGUGUGCGGGCUCAUCGUUGGGUGGCUCUCCCCCGGGAUCAGGCCACUCCACACCCAGGCGCAUUCCUCGCAGCCCCAACAGAGAGCUGGACCGCAUGGGUGUCAUGACCUUGCCUAGUGACCUGCGCAAGCACCGCAGGAAGUCUGCUCAGGAUGACAAGGCCACUAUCCGAUGCGAGACCUCGCCUCCGACCACUCCUCGCUCCAUGCGCCUCAACAGAGACACAGGGCAUGCCGCCAGCCAAGAGGACAUCAGAGAUAUUCGAGGUCUGGCCGGCCUACAGGACGGCCAAGGUAGUAACCCCAGCAGUAGCAACAGCAGCCAGGACUCGCUCAACAAGGCGGCCAAGAAGAAGAGCAUCAAGUCUUCUAUUGGGCGCCUCUUUGGAAAGAAAGAAAAGGGCCGACCCAGCCUCCCUGGCAAGGAUUCUCCCAGCCAAGCUGGCACUCCUGAGGCAGAGAGUUCUCCAAAGGAUGGCCUGGGAAUGGGCACUCUGGGAGGCCCCGCAGAGAAGAACAGGAAGCUGCAGAAGAAGCAUGAAUUACUGGAGGAGGCUCGCAGGCAGGGUCUGCCGUUCGCUCAGUGGGAUGGGCCAACCGUUGUCUCAUGGUUGGAGCUGUGGGUCGGCAUGCCAGCUUGGUAUGUGGCUGCGUGUCGGGCCAACGUGAAGAGUGGAGCCAUUAUGUCCGCCCUGUCAGACACGGAGAUUCAGCGGGAGAUCGGAAUCAGCAACCCUCUGCAUCGCCUGAAACUACGCCUGGCCAUCCAGGAAAUCAUGUCUCUGACCAGCCCGUCUGCGCCACCCACCUCCAGAACGACCACGGGAAACGUUUGGGUCACGCAUGAAGAGAUGGAAACUUUGGCAGCCACACCUCCCACGGAGGAUGACGAGGGUAGCUGGGCCCAGACUUUGGCCUAUGGAGACAUGAACCAUGAGUGGAUCGGUAACGAGUGGCUGCCCAGCCUGGGUUUGCCCCAGUACCGCUCCUACUUCAUGGAGUCGCUGGUGGACGCCCGCAUGCUUGACCACCUCACCAAGAAGGAUCUGCGUGGACAGUUGAAGAUGGUGGACAGCUUCCACAGGAAUAGUUUCCAGUGUGGCGUGAUGUGUCUGCGGAGGCUCAACUAUGACAGAAAAGAGCUGGAGAGGAGAAGGGAGGAGUCCCAGCUUGAGCAUAAAGAUGUGCUGGUGUGGAGCAACGAGCGUGUGAUCGUCUGGGUUCAGGCCAUCGGACUCAAAGAGUACAGUGCUAAUCUGUAUGAGAGUGGGGUCCAUGGUGCGCUGCUCGCCCUUGACGAGACAUUUGACCACAACACCCUGGCCCUGCUUCUUCAGAUCCCCACACAGAACACACAGGCCAGAGCAGCUCUUGAGCGUGAAUACAACAGCCUGCUGGCCAUCGGCACAGAGAGGAGGUUGGAAGAGGACGACGAUAAGAACUUCCGCCGAGCUCCUUCAUGGAGGAAGAAGUUCAGGCCAAAAGAUACGAGGGGAAUGUCGUUAGGCGUGUCGGAUACUCUACCCGCCAACUUCAGAGUGACCGGCAGCGGGACGGCAUCUCCCUCCACGCAGCCAAAGAGGAGCCCGAUGGAUGGAAGUCAGUCUAUACAGAGGCUGGACACUGCCACAGUCAGGACCUACUCUUGUUAACACACGGUUUAUCCUCAUUAUUUCUAUAGGUAGCCGCUGGUCUGAAGAUGAAGGGGAGUUCCCCGCAUUCAAGACUAGGAUGAUGAACUGAAACGAGUUGCAAGGAGUCUAGAAGAUAUUUUGUUUUUUUUCUGUCAUCACAGAAAAAGGCCGUACUCACCAGUCUCAGUAUCUCUUGAGGAAACGUUGCUAGAUUUAUCUAUAUUUGUUAUAUUUAUGUAAACCAAUGGAACUUUUAUUGAUUUUAGAAUUACUGUGUAACCUUUCACCUUUAUCCCCUUAAUCACUUCUCCACUGUGCCCGUAUUAAGCUCAGCUCUCAGAUGUAACUGAAUGUUUCUACUGUCUGGAGUUUGUAUAUUUCUACCAACAGACGUUUUAUCUAAUCUUUUUAUAAUCCUCAUUUCAUUGACCAGAUGUAUGUUCUUCCUCUGAUUUGAACUUUAAUUAGUUCAGUGACUUUGAUAUGUGAUAUAACUUAAUUCAUAUCUUUGCCCCUUUUAACUAUUGUCAUUUUUGUAGAUUAUUACCUGUGACGUUGUGUAAAUGCAGCUCUUAGGUCAAUGGAUGUGUGAAUAUUAGACAAACUGCUGGAGAUGUCAAACGGCUUCACCACCUUCUCAACACUGAGUCGUCCAUCACCUUUCAAAUAACUGCUGGUAAACCAGGUGAUGUGACAACAGCUCAUGUGAAGCAGUAUAUUUUACAUUUCUCUUUUAUUUUUUUUUAUUUUUUUCUCCAUAUCUGCAAUACCAAAAUGAAUUAGAGAAUUAAAGCCAUAUCAUAGUAGCAAAGAGAAGAGCUGAAGGCUGCCGCGAGUGAAAGCCGAGGUCCAGGUUCUCUGCAGGUGAGCUUGCAUAUGGAAACUCGUGUUGCGACAUAUCCAGACCUGCACACUCAACAAAUCCCUUUAACAAAACAAACCUUCCUCACUCUGGAGGGACACAGAGACUCACUUCUGCUCAAGGACUUCAAACGUGCAGAGGAGUCGAAUGCGUGGAAACUCCUUCAAUGGACCAACUUUACCGAGGCCUCAGUCGAUCCCUGUGACUAGACGACGGUCAACAACCCACAGACCUUUUUUAAAAACGCUUUGUAUGAAGAUUUCAUGUCAAGCCUUAUGUGUAACUCUUCUGUUGUCUGCUCUUAUUUAUUAUUACUCAUCCAUGUUGUGUUUAUCAGUUGCUCUUGGCAAAGCUCAUCUUGUGUAAGUUUAACCUGUCUGCUCACAACACAGGUUCCACCUCGUUCUUCGCGAAUGAGUAGGAACCAAAGAGUUUUUUCACUCAACAUGUAGUUAAAGCUUAAAGUAGUUUGUUUCUUGUUUUUGUGACUUAGUCCUUUAUGCACAAUGCAAAUCAUGUUGCUGUUGUUGUUUUUUAUUCCUGCUCUUGCUCUGAAUCUUCUGAUCUUGUAACAAUGAUGUACAGUCUGAGUACUUAUAAACUAUUUUUAUCACAGUAUUAUUUAUUGCUUACUUUCAAUAAAAUACUGAAACUUA
Messenger RNA from Betta splendens (Siamese fighting fish), 6258 nucleotides. RefSeq names its product PTPRF interacting protein alpha 1 (gene ppfia1). Gene Ontology annotation, cellular component: presynaptic active zone. Gene Ontology annotation, molecular function: protein binding. Gene Ontology annotation, biological process: synapse organization. Lineage: Eukaryota; Metazoa; Chordata; Actinopteri; Anabantiformes; Osphronemidae. The transcript is spliced from 31 exons. Bases 1024 to 4758 code for a protein of 1244 amino acids. The record is from RefSeq and is a predicted model, not a curated record.